GUCACUUUUGGAUGAACAAAUUAUUAUCUCCACCCGCCCUCCCACACACGCACUACUGUGCAUUCAAAUUUCUUUUCUUUCUUCUUUCCUCGGCCCUUUAUUAACAUCACUAUGCCCCCCGUUUCCUCCAUUGCUCCGUCUCGCGUGACGAUAUCUCUCUGAGACCUUUCGUUUUCUCGAGUCAAUGUCAUGCGCACGAGGAUAUGUCGUGGCCCAAAAACGAGGGCGAGUCCCCAUACGCUGCGACCGAGGCCAUGAUAGACGCAAUUAUACGAGAAGAAGAUUUAUACAAGAUACUCGGCGCAUCACGUACCAGCAGUCCGUCUGAUCUCCGCCGAUGUUACCUGGAGCGCUCGAAACUAUGCCACCCAGAUAAAAAUCCCACGCAUCCAAGUUCCACCAGCGCCUUUCAACGCCUCGCGUUCGCAUUCGAGAUUCUAAAAUCCCCAUCGGCACGGCGCACCUAUGACCUCGCUUCCACGCCGCCUCCCCGCUCUUUGCGCACCUCCAACAACACCACAACCUCUACCCCUUCUUCGGAGCACCCUACCAGUCGCCAGGGUCCUUUUCUCUUCACCAACCCCGAUAAUCCCAAUGGCAACGAAGACCAAACGUUUCGGCGGGCCGUGGAGGCGGUCCUCCACGAAUUCAUCACGGGCGACUUCACUCUUGUGCGGCGGUCUCUUGAACGGCUCAAUCGACGCUACCCGCACCUAAUCAGCGAAGAGGUCGUACUCACCGUAGAACGCAGCUUUGUGCGGAUUCGCGAGCUGGUUCUCACGACCCGGACGUAUGCGCUGCUCGUAUACAUUGAGCUCGGACGCAUUCACCGCGUACAGAAACGGCUCAUGGGACUCGGAUACUUCGAUGUCCUUGGCCGCGUAAGACUGACUGUCCAUCUGGUCCGGGUCACCCUUGCAGUUCCCAUGCGCGUUGAUCGCGCCCUCAAAGCAAAAGAAGAAAAAGACUGGCGGGCUAAAACUGCAGGCCUCCAAGCCGCGGGCCUGCCUUUACCAGACGAAACACGUCGCGCCGCAGGAAUUCUAAAUGAACGAAUGAGUAAAGUUUUGGAAUUCAUAGUCGGAGAAGCCGGCCGUGACGAAGGAGCAGACGAAGCGUGGGAUGCCCGAAUGCGCCGCGAGAGUGAAAAUGCCACCAAAAAGGGUUGAAUGCCCAGUCUGAACGGCGCCUCGACCGCGUCAUAAAAUCCGCUGCAGUCCCUUUCCCUCUAUAUCCUGCUUCUUCAUAGGCAUAUGCAUACCACACAAUAUUUGCAUAUUCCGACAUCUCAGAUCUGUCGCGUUCGAUUCGCACAUCAACAUCUACCUACACCCUCUCUGUCCACGCUGCACAACUUCCUUCAUGGAAGCUCACAUUAUAUCCACUUCUCCCACAUCUAUUCUUUCCACUACGACUAGCAUCGCCUCACAUAUACAGUAU
Molecule: messenger RNA, 1440 nt
Organism: Xylona heveae TC161
Lineage: Eukaryota; Fungi; Ascomycota; Xylonomycetes; Xylonales; Xylonaceae
Product: DnaJ-domain-containing protein
Exons: 4
Coding region: 204-1169 (321 amino acids)
Source: RefSeq, a predicted model, not a curated record